Molecule: messenger RNA, 11134 nt
Organism: Pleuronectes platessa (European plaice)
Lineage: Eukaryota; Metazoa; Chordata; Actinopteri; Pleuronectiformes; Pleuronectidae
Product: putative ferric-chelate reductase 1
Exons: 20
Coding region: 6319-7989 (556 amino acids)
Molecular function (GO): oxidoreductase activity, acting on metal ions
Source: RefSeq, a predicted model, not a curated record
UGCAGAGUGCGUCUGCUGCAGACAUGAGAGGAUCGUGCUAUGUGUGUUCCGUACGAGUGACUCUGUUUUCGGGAUAAAUAACUUGCUGAAGUCGACACGACACUGUUUCCCUGGGGGAGAUGAUGAGUUCGUGGGAAAGCAAAGCCGCGGGCCCGGUGUGGAGGAGUCGAGGCGGAGAAGACAGACGCACAGUCCCUGAAUUAAGGAAGUUUCCGUCUCUUCACAGCUCUGAUGAAAAUGGCCGGCGGAGCGAGGCCUGAUUCCCGCACACAAUGACGCAGUCACUGCACAUUACGCCGAGACUCGCUGAAAGUUUCCGCAUUUGCAGUGCGGAAAACGACGCCAUUCUGCCUGUACUAUGACUUACUAAGACCCACUAUGGGCCAGUAUGAAGGAGCUUCCAGUUCAUCCAUACGGACCUUGCAUCAGCAUUGAGGAGUUCAGGAGUCGGCAGAGAAGAAAGGGGCUGAUUACAGCGGGACAGAUGACAUGAAUCCAUCCUUCCACAGCCAGGAGCUCACCGACCUGUGUGCCACACUUCAAAUAAGACUAGAGGCUACACACCACAGAUGUCUACACACUGGGGCAGAUUCGGACAGAGUCCCACAAAUAACAUAUGACCCAGAGACUGCAAAGAGACAUUCAAUCAAUUAUCAAUCAAAUUUUAUUUGUAUAGCCCAUAUUCACAAAUUACAAUUCGUCUCAUAGGGCUUUAACAGGGUGUGACAUCCUCUGUCCUUAACCCUCAGAAAGGGUAAGGAAAAACUACUAAAAACCCUUUUAACAGGGUAAAAAUACGUAGAAACCUCAGAGAGAGCCAAUGGUGAGGGAUCCCUCUCCCAGGACGGACAGAAGUGCAAUAGAUGCCACGUGCAGGAAAACAUCAUCAAGAUUAAAGUCUCUAGCAGCAUUUGAUGAGGGUAAACAUCCCGAAGGACAACCCCAACAUGACAUGCCAAGCAGUCCCGCUGCGAUCACAGUCCAUGGUCAGCAACCAGCAGGACCACGAUCCACCAUCCAGACCACAACGCCACUCCAGUCCCCGUCCAGCGCCAACCACCACGAGCCGCCGCUGCGGUCCUGGUCCAAUGCCCGUACCCGAUGCCAACGCGACACAGGGUCCGCCACCACCACCACCCCACACAACACAGAAUCCGCCACACUGGAUCCACCACCUCGACCUCCGGUGCGCGAUCAACAAACCGCAAUCCAUGAUGCGGCCACAGAGGCCCUGGAUCUGCGGGUGAUAAAGCAAAGGGAUUCUGGGGAAGGGGGAUAGGGAUGGAGAAGAGGAAGGAGAAGCUGGAAAAAGAUGCUCCGUGUGUCAUGUGUCAUAAAAUAGAACAAGUAACGUUCUGCCGCACUAAAUAGCUCUAACUAUAAGCUUUAUCAAAAAGGAAGGUUUUGAGCCUACUCUUAAACGAACAGAUGGUGUCUGCCUCCCGAACUGAAAGUGGUAGUUUAUUCCACAGCAGAGGAGCUUGAUGGCUAAAAGCUCUGGCUCCUACUCUACUUUAGGGACGACAAGUGGGCCUAAAUUCUGGGAGCGGAGUGCUCUAGUGGGUUUAUAAGGUACCAACAGCUCUUUAAAAGGUUUUGUUGUUGUGAGAGAGCUGUUUAAGUUAUGUGCAGCCACAAUAAUGUUAACCGUGUGAAAUUAAGUCGCGGUCCGCGAGUCAUUAGACAUAACAUCCUGCAGACGACGGGAUUUCGAAGUAGGAGGCAUACCUUUCUUGUUGACAUGUUCCUUUACUCCAUACUUUUUCAUAGCUGUAGAAUAGGUCACCUAUCUUCUCCAAUUUAUAUUCCAAUGCUUUUAAACUUUGGCCAUUUCACCAAUGGCUUAUGUCCUUGCAUGUCCUGCUAUUUUUUAUGUGCCUGGUUGUGUCUUGGACUAUUGCUUCUGUCUGAAGCUUCUUCCACAUCCCAUGGGGUGCUGAUGCUCUGCUGACUGCAGGUUUCUUUGAGAGGCGGUGGACUAUGGGCAGAAAAGUUCUCUGGUAGUGUACUUACAGGGUUCCCACGGUACCUGGAAACCAUGGAAAACAUGGAAUUUAUUUUUUCAUUUUCCAGGUUUGGAAAAGUCAUGGAAACUGAGCAAAAGUGAACACUUACAUGGAAAUUGAAACAGUUAUCCUGGAAAAUUGUAUUGGAUGAUGUGUAAAAUAGUAAUAAAAUGAAACUAUUGAGCACAGAAUUAAGAUAAGUUUAUAAAAACCCUUUACAUGUGAACAGCUCUUACUGUAGAUAGAAAUGGAUGAUCCCAUGUUGUAGAACAUGCUCUUGGCAUCCUAUCUGGUGUAUUGGAUGUUGGAAUUUGAUGAGAACCUGGUGAUAUGGACUUUAAAAGUAUAGUUUCGGAUUGGUGGACUUCGGGAAUAAUAACCGAGAAACAUUACUCGCGAUCUCAAUAGAAGGGUCAAAUACAUGCAUUUCCAGCCAACACGGGAGCCUUGACAUCUACAGUGAAACUUCUUAUGCAAGUUUAUCCUCAAAUGUAAGUAGCUGUGUUUCAACUGUGUGAUAAACCUGGGUUUAUCAACGUUAGUUAGUAACCUGUGCAAUCUUGCUAGCUAGCAAGCUGCAACUUGCUAGCUUCAGCUUACACUAGAAUUGUUGACGUAAUUUUUACCUUGCUUUUAAAAUACUAGAACUAUGUUCGAUCCCCAUAUGUAUUUCACUCACUGACUUUUCCUAAAACCGUGUUAUUCACCACAUUUAGGGGAGUUUGUUUUUGAAUUUGGAUUCAUUAAUGAUGGUUAGCAAGCACAUGCAGUGCAAUCUUGCUAGCCAACAUUCAGCUUGCUAACUAACUAGCUAGUGUUGGCUAGCUUGCGUUGCUAGCUAACUACCAAUACAUUUUCACAUUAGGCUGUGACAUUACUUCUAUACUAGUUGACAUGACCAGUCUAGUCUUGAUACAUUUUGUAACAUUCAUUCUUAUAUCUACUUUUAGCUAUUUUGUGAUUUUUCGUUUUUUCUUUAAAAAAAUGAUACUACUAAAUAGGAACAUUUGGGGUGAGACAUUUUUUAGGUUGCUGUACUGAGGCACCACAGGGGAACCAGCCUUAUGUUUUUCCUUUUAGGUUCAUUAGUUUGAUAUACAAAAGCUUUUACAGAGUAAGGGUAGGCAUAUUACCUCUUCUACGUAAGACUCAUAAUCUCAAAUGAGUGAUGCAUUACAGGAGUGAGUGACAAUGACACGCUGUAGAUUCAGGAUGAGGAAGAGAAGAGGGGAGAAGAUGAAAGAGGAGGAUACAAGAGUAGAGGAUGACAGAGGAAAAGGGAGAAGAGUGGAGAGGAGUUGAGAAGAGUAGGAAGAGAAGACAGGAGCGGAUACGAGAGGGGAGGUGUGGAGAGAAGAGGACAGGAUAAGAUAGGAGAGGAGUGGAAGAGAGAACAAAUAUCAAUCCCAGUGCUCAUGUGUCUCAAAGUUCCCGUUCAAUAAAUUGUUGUUCAUCUACAGAUUGUUGCAUUAUUUCAUGCAUUGAUAUAUCAAUAAGACAUAAUCUCUAAGCAUUUACAAUGUAGACUUGACUGGCACAUCUUUUAAAUCAAGUUAGUAGUCAGGUGUCCUAGGGGGUUGUGUUUGUGAGGGGAGGGGGGCGCGGAAAGCUUCAGGGGCCUAUAGAUCAUUACUUAAUAUGGUACCUGGAAAAUCAGGAGGUAGUAUGGAAUUUUUUUUCAAGGCAAGCGUGGGAACCCUGACUUAGUUAGUGUCGAUUUUUCACAUGCCCGUACUUUACUUGAGUAUUUAUUUUCCUGAUGACUUUUUACUUUUACUCGCUAUGUUUGAACACAAAUAUCUAUACUCUGUACUUUUUACAUUCUCAAAACCGUCUCGUUACUUGAGCAGCGGAGGUUGGCGCAACGCGCGCCUCUACGCACAGUGCACUUCUCUCUCGCUCACUCACGUGCCCCCUCCCGAGGGAGGGGUGCAGGUCCCGCGGCGUGUUUGCCAUCGGGGGGCAGCGCGAGACCCUAAGCGUCAGGAGGUUGGUCAGGCUGCCUUGGUCGACCUGGUUCGAGCAGGCUUUACCGGUGAUGAUCCCUCCGCAGGUUCACCUUCAGAAAAUUUGUUACGAGAUUUACUGCCUCUAGAUAGUCCAGUUUGAUCGUCUUCUCGGGGCUCCGCUAGGGCUGUGACCAUCUCUGGCGGGGCUGAUCUGAGGACCUCCCUAAACCAUCCAAUGGGUAGUAGAGAUGUGUGUACAAAGGGCAGGGACUUAAUCAACACCAGCACAUUCCCAAUCCAUUUAUUCCCGUGAGAAUUAUCCAGCUGCUCGUGCAGGAGCUUGGUUCAGUUCAUUCUUUAGUAUUCUGUCUGAAAUUUUGCAUUAAAACCAGACUGUGUCCAGUGAUUUUGUCUUCUCUGUACUAGCACUGUGCAGGUUGUUAACAAAAGAGAAACUAUAGAACUUGUUUCCCUUUCCUGAGUUAUCAUAAGGGGCAUUGUGUAUCACUCCUGUUACUGAUAAAAUGUCCAUGUUUAGUGAUAUUUACAGAAUGUUUUAGUCGUUAUACUGUGGUUUGUAGUGUUCUUAGGUAGACACAAGAGGCACUUGUUUAUUCUGUUGUGUUGAUUCUUUGUUGUCUCUAGUCAGAAUCUGGGGUUCAAAAUUUGUAAAAUUAUACAUUAAAUGCAUAUUGUUGUUAUACUUUUUCAGUCAGUUGAAACAAAUCCUGAAGAGAAACAUUUUGGGUUGUUUUGUGUCUGUAUAGGCCUACUAUACAUGACACAACAUAGACAUUUUCACUGCAUACAUGAUUUCAGUGCCUGUAUAACAUCACUAAAAUCAAUUGCAUGUGAUAAGAAGCGGUUUGUGCAAUACAGUGUUUCUGCUCUUUUUGUGCACUUCAGUCCUCCAAUCCUAGUUAUGUUACUCAAAUCUUAUUCCACAAUACACUGUUCAUUACUGUAUUCCAAAGCAUCACUGAGCAGAAUAAGAGAAUACUAAUCCUGCACAGCUCAUAUAAAUAUUAAUCUCAUCUUCAAAAAUGAAAGAAAUUCGGAACACAUUGUAUCUCAUGCACAUACAAUUGCAUUUUUAGCACUCAGUGUAGUAAAACUUGGCAUCAGUAUAUAUUUUUUUUCUUGAUGGCAACUCAAGGGGUCCAAUGCUUUGUCUUUAUCUUAAAUCAGUCAGAACAGCAACAAAACUAUUUUUGCCCGUGUUAAAGGAAAACUACUUACCUUGGAUGGUAUAAGUUUGGCUCACAGCUCCACUGUGAGCAGCAGAGGAGUUUUGUUUAAGAAUGACAUCAUUUGACCCUCACAUAAAGCAGGUCUCUAGGACGGUGGUUUCCAACUGUGCAAUGUCAGGAAAAUAAGAAACAACCUGUCUCAGAAGGACUGCAUUACCUCUAAACUGGACUAUUGUAAUUCUUCAUUAUCAGAAUGUCCCAGGUAGUCGGUGAACAAUCUGCUGUCAGGAACUAAAAGGAGAGAUCAUAUUACUCCUUUCUUAGCCUUUCUGCAUUGUUCACCUGUAUAAUUCAAAUUCCAGUUGAUGGGGGAGUUUUUUCUCCCCACAGUCGCCAAGGUGUGGGAACUUUUAGGAUUCACAAAAAAUGUUACGGUCUCCACCUUUUAUGUGAAGUGCUUUGAGAUUGUGUAUAUUAUGAUUUUCCAAAAAAAUACCAAAUUUUUUUAUCGAGUAGUUAAAAUUGUGGACAGGAAGCAAAUAGGAUCAUUAUAAGAAAUUAAAGUGUUACUUUAGUGUUAAGAUCUUAUUUUAAGCGGACCCAAAAAGAGUGCAGACCAGGAACACGGCAGAUUGAUGGCAGAAAAAAGGUUUAUUUGGAAUGUCCAAAAAAGGCAGGCAGGCUAGCAGAACUCUGUGGAAGGAGUCGAACAAGGAAGGUGCGCAGCUGAAGCCCACAGGUGAACGGACGAUCUGGCGAAAACAGGGUAGAUGAGCUGAGGUUUUAUGGAGUGGAGGUGGAGUUGAUGAGAUGAGUCUAAGCUGCCAAUGUAUCCCACAGGAGGCCCCUCCCAGCUCCAGGUUGAGCCACCUGUGGAAAGACUACAGUGGGGGAAGGGAAACAAGAGGUGGAAAGCCUGGUCCUGACAUUUAGUUAAGUUAUGGCUGAAGUGCCUCUUCCUGGAAAUUAUAUAAAAAAAGCUUUAGUUCUGGGAGACAGGGCCAAGUCAACACACUUUAGAGAGAAUCUUCUCAUCGGGGGAGCCAUAGAAGGAUUAUUACCAGCCCCUUCUACAUGGAGUAAACAGACCAUGCCAGCUACAACCAAGGAAUCCCAGCUCAUGAUUUGUUUUUUUAAGAUGAUUUGUUCUCGGACUGAAGCUCAGGUCAAAUUAUGGACAGCUGUAAAGACAUGCAACCCCACCACUCUGGGUUGAGCCCACAGACAGAACCAGCGCCCUUCACCAUCACUACAGACCACAGCAGUUACAGACUGGGAGAGGAGGUCAAAGUUCAGCUCCUGGCUCUGGGCUCAGCACCAUUCAUUGGUUUCCUAUUACAAGCAAGAGAAGUGGGGGGGCAGUCUCCAGUGGGAUCCUUUGAGCUGACGCCAGGGGCUGCUCAGCUGCUCAUCUGCAACCAGAGACCUAACUCUGCAGUAUCUCACCGAUCAGACUCUAUUAAGACCUCUAUUUUGGUGACGUGGAGAUCAGAAGCAUCAAGAGACGGGAAACCCAUUCAGUUCCAUGCCUCCUUUGUGCAGAAUUAUAAGACAUUCUGGGUUGAUGUUACGAGUCUUGUCCUGACCUUCAGUGAUGACGGUAGUGGAGGAUCCACCAGUCUGCCUCCACCAACAAUAACCAGUUCCACCACCACAUCAACAAUAGAUCUUCAACAUGCGUCACCGGGUAUGAUCUCCAGUGCAGACUGUGGUAUCAACAAGAUGUGUUUCAGUCAGCCUUCAGACUGUGACCCUGCAGUCAGUGUCGACUGUUUUUUCAUGUCAGCCAUGAUGUCGUCUCCCACUGACAAAACCAUCCGAUAUGAGAUGACAGGUCCUUCAAAUGGAUACAUCUCUUUUGGAUUCUCAGAUGAUCAGAUGAUGGGAAAUGAUGACAUCUAUAUUUGUUGCAAAGGCAGUGACGGUCAAGUGGGGUUGCAGCAUGCCUUCUCAACAGGUCGGACAACUCCACAGGCUGUUCCUCUGGGGAAUGUGACUGAUGUAACAGCAUCAGCGCAGGACAGAGUAAUCAGCUGUUCCUUCACAUCCAUGAACACAGUUUCUACACAGAGGACCAAAGGCUUCAACAAAACCUACCAUCUCAUGUUUGCUCAUGGACCCAGCAGUUAUGGACAAAUCCAGCUCCAUGUAGCUACCUUUAUCAGCACUGACAAGAUAGACAUCUCCAGACCGCAGAUUGUAGUAAAGGCUGGAUGGUCUCGUGUCAUCAAAGCACAUGGAGCACUAAUGCUGAUAGCCUGGAUGACCACAGGAUCACUAGGAAUGAUGGUAGCCCGAUAUGUGAAAGGAGUGACCAAAGGACACAACCUGUGGGGCAAAGAUGUCUGGUUUCUGGUCCAUGUAGCAGUGAUGUGUGUUACGGUAGCAGCCACAAUCAUUGCCUUCAUCCUCUCAUUUUCACAUGUCAAGGCCUGGUCUAAAGGAGCCCAUCCAGUGUUGGGCUGCCUGGUUAUGAUCCUCUCAUUCCUCCAGCCCGUAAUGGCACUGAUGCGUUGCGGACAGCAACAUCGACUGAGAUUUCUGUUCAAUUGGUCCCAUUCUUUAAAUGCGGUGGUUAUAAAAACUUUGGCUGUGGCAGCCAUAUUUACCGGUCUGAAGUUGAUUGAUAGCACACUGGACCAUUGGCUGAUGAAAGUGAUGGGUGGUUUUGUUGGAUGGGAAUCUUUGUGCUACAUCCUCCUGGAGGUGCAUUUAAAUUGCACGGUCAGCAAUACAGAUAGUUUGAAAUCGAAAAAGAUAACAGUCAUCCCGCUGAUGAUCCUAUUCUGUCUCGGAAACUGUGCCUUUCUUGUGGCACUGUUGGUGGGAAUUGGGAUGUCAUAGGAAGAACCAUGAUACAUCAAAAACAUAGUACUACAACGUUUCUAUUGUUUUUGCACUGGGGCUCAAAGGGUUUUGGGUGCCAUCCAUACUGACUGGAUUAGAGGUUAUAAGGAACAUUUGGCAUAUUUAAGUGACUGUGCUAUCAUGAUCAUUAUGUGGCUCAUUAUUAAAUAAUGUCUCUUGUAUUUCAAAUUAGUUCCUGGUGACCAAAUCUUUUUGUGCCUGAAACGUCAUUAAGUUAAUAGUUUCAGGGAAUGUUAAAUAAAGUGCACACCAUGGUGAAAAAUUCCAAAAUGGCAGUAGACUAUGCAGAUUGUAUUGAUUCAAGUCGAAACAGCUUAAAAUAGCACAUAUCAUAAUUCUCUUGGGCAUUGCUCCAGUGAAAAUAAUUUCUAUUAAAAAAAUUAUCUUUUGUUCUAACAUUUCGAAAGAGGAGAUGAAAGUCAAUUGCUAUGAGAUCAGCAUGCAAGACUAAAUAGUCAAUUUUCAUGGGCGACCUCCAGAAACACUUUCAAAAUUGAGAAGCAACAGAAGACCUAUACAUGGUUCAUACCUCCCUAAUGCAGUGGACAGUCCUGGCCUGGCUUCAGGCCGGACCGAGCCAAGGUGUGGAAAGCGAGCCUCUGACCUUGAACUCUCCAUUCCAUAAAGUCUCGGUUUUUGACACAAAAAGGAAAAAAAGGGUGGCUGUUCUUCCAAACAAACUGCCUUUAACCCUGAUUUAACCUCACAAAAUAGAUAUAUCGACUGCACUACAGAUUAUCAUGAUGCCCCGAACCCAUGCAAAUGAUAAACAGGACUUCCUCUGCCUCUCCCGAUUCUUAGAGAAUGGUAAGCAACACUCUCUAAGAACAAAGAAGCCUCUGCACAUCUGCCUUUUUUCACUUAUAUUUUACUCAUCUCUCUAAAAAUGAGCGAUAACUUAUACUUAAAUUUUUUUUGAACAUACAUAUGAAACACAUUUGAGUAUUUGUGUCCAUUACCUAUUUAAUCACAAUAAGUUGAAUAAGUUGUGGCAUUUGGUUAGCUUCUCAAGGUCCAUUUGAGUCUUUAAAAACUAUUGUUCUGUAUGAUAAUUAAAUUGUUAUAGUUUUUAAGUAUGAACAAUGCUUGAAUAAGUUUGUAAAAAAGUCUGUCUCACUAAUGUGAUUGUGGUAAAAUACCAUUCCACUUGUUACAAUAUUUCAUAAGUUGUGUAUGCAUAUUGAGCUGUCUGAUUGUCAUACUGGUUAGGGUUAAGGUUAGGAGAAAGUCGUGCCAUUAAAUAAUUUUAUUUGUGUGUUAUUCACCCUUGUGUGAUACCAGGCUGGUCUCUGGAGCAGGUCAGUGGGGUUGCUGCAGCGUCCACUGUAUAUAGUACUGGUAAAUGUUUUUUUAUUUAUAUAGUGCUUUUGUUUGACAGUACAGAUUUACAUUCAACCAUUCACACACACAUUCAUACAGUGCAUCUAUUAGCAGCACUUUCUUGUUCUAUGAGGGGCAAUUCAGAGUUCCGCAUCUUGCCCAAGGACACUUCGGCCUGCAGAUUGAGAAGACUGGGGAUUGAAUUGGCGACCCUCAGGUUGGAGGACGACCGCUCUACCCCUCAGCCACAGUUAGUAAGAUAACAACAUUUAAAAGAAUUGAAAUUGUAAAUGAUGAAGUGACCACAUUAUUAUACUGAAUCAUGUAUUUAUUAUAACAGAAUAUAUUAAUUAUAAGUGCACAGUAUGAUUGUGUGAGUGUGUGAGUGAGUGAGUGAGUGAGUGAGCGAGCUCAGCUGCUCCAGUUGAGUUUGAACCCUGAAGGCAGAGUGGAAUACUCGGCUUGGAAAACGAUGUAGACUUGAUGGGAGGAGGCUGUGAAUGGUGCGAUGUUGGUUUCCUUAGGAAACAACAGAGAGACAAGUAGUAACUAGUAACAUGCUACAUACUAUCAAUCACACAUAUUGUAGACAAGUAUCUCUAAACCUUAUACAAAUCGAUAUAACCUCACACUGUUACUGUAAUUUAUACUCCAUAAUUUUCAAACAGAUAAGGGUUUCAAAACUUAAUUUUUUAGCAUAGAAGUCCACUUUUACUCUUCAUUAUUCAUCGGUGUGUUUUUGGUGUAACAUGAAAGAAAACAUUCAGAGGGCCAUCUCCUAUUUAGGGAUGUCCACAUGUGGAAAGAAAAGAUGUGUUUUGACUCAAUAGCUGUAAAGCGCCUAUUGAGAUCUUUAAUGAAAGUUUUUGUUGUGGGUAGCCUCACUCUUGCGGUGCAUUUAAAAGUGUGCAGUGUUUCUCAUUAAUUGAUUUUAUUGCAGAGGCAUGUCAUAGUCUAAUAUGAUCUACAUUGUUUUAACGCGACUCAUAACAUAAAAGAUGUCUAACUGUUUGUUGUUUCUUUGUAAAGCUGUGCGCAGAGCCCUUCACUUUUGCUUGCUCUCUUCGAAAGAUACUGAUGUCAAUUAGCCUGUGAAUCGUCAAAACAACUUUAAAGUUGCUACCGUCCUUUGAAAUCUAAUCCUCGUCAGUCAACUCUUGUCUUGUCAUGAUCAGAAUCCAGACUAAGCACUGAUAUUAAGUAUUUUACAAAUAAGGGUUUAACAGAGAAACUUUGUAAGUUCAAGCGUUUUUUCAUUUAGUGGUAAUUUUAUAUUCUUACAUGUUUAUAAGUAAAGUUAAUAUAGUAAAAGAGCAAAAAAAUGAUAUGAUACUAACAAACUUACCACUUAUUAAUAUAUAAAUAUGAGAAAUAUUUUUAAGGGUGAUUCAAUGAAUAUCAAUGGAACUCAGAAUCCUGUUAAGCUUUAAAAAAAACAUAAGUAUGAUUUCACCCUCCUUUUAGCUUACUACAAGCUGUUUUGCUUUGGCUUUUGUGGUAAUUAAUGCAUAUCAAAUGAUGUUGAUGGAACGGUUCUGUUACACAUGUUAGUCAACAAAAAAUAACCGUAUAGUGUGGCCAUUAAAGUGUAUUGAAUUUAAUUGAAGUGAGGCUCAGCUCAUUAAAAUCCUAUUGUAUCAUUGGCUUACCUUCGCCUCCAUUCACUUGCAAUUAGUACGAACGAGUUGGCAGAUAAAACAUUUGCUUUCCGUGGCAAUGCCAAUUGCAGUGCGGAAUUCAACGUUGGUGAACUUUGACCCAUGAUAUUUGCUUCACAUUCACAAGUAUGACCGUGCCCUUA